Messenger RNA from Orcinus orca (killer whale), 5426 nucleotides. It is a transcript of the gene CCN4, whose product is annotated as cellular communication network factor 4. Bases 184 to 1290 code for a protein of 368 amino acids. Gene Ontology annotation, molecular function: integrin binding; heparin binding. Lineage: Eukaryota; Metazoa; Chordata; Mammalia; Artiodactyla; Delphinidae. Gene Ontology annotation, biological process: cell adhesion; signal transduction. The record is from RefSeq and is a predicted model, not a curated record. The transcript is spliced from 5 exons. Gene Ontology annotation, cellular component: extracellular region; extracellular matrix.
AAAAUGCAGGGCUUGUCCUUAACCCUGACGUCAGAUCUUGCUUUAAUAAAACCCCCUCAGGGCUGCGGGAAGAGGCAUAUCUGGCACUCCUGAUGGGCCAGGUCAGUCUCGGCCCAGCUCCCCCGAGAGGUGGCCGGAUCCUCUGGGCUGCUCCGUAGAUGCCUUGGCCACUGACCUCCAGGCAUGAGGUGGUUCCUGCCGUGGGCGCUGGUGGCAGUGACAGCAGUAGGAGCAGUGGGCAGCACCCCGGCCAUGGCCCUCUCUCCAGCUCCCACGGCCACGGUCUUCACCCCGGCUCCCCUGGAGGACACCUCUGCACACCCCCAGUUCUGCAAGUGGCCGUGCGAGUGCCCGUCCUCCCCGCCCCGCUGCCCGCUGGGGGUCAGCCUCAUCACAGACGGCUGCGAAUGCUGCAAGAUGUGUGCUCAGCAGCUCGGGGACAACUGCACGGAGGCUGCUGUCUGUGACCCCCACCGGGGCCUCUACUGUGACUACAGUGGGGACAGCCCGAGGUACGCAGUAGGAGUAUGUGCACAGGUGGUCGGCGUGGGCUGCGUGCUGGACGGCGUGCGCUACAACAACGGCCAGUCCUUCCAGCCCAACUGCAAGUACAACUGCACGUGCGUGGGCGGUGCGGUGGGCUGCACGCCGCUCUGCCUCCGCGCGCGCCCCCCGCGCGUCUGGUGCCGCCACGCCCGGCGGGUGAGCGUGCCCGGGCGCUGCUGUGAGCAGUGGGUGUGCGACGACGACGCCAGGAGGCCACGCAAGACCGCGCCGCGCCACACGGGCGCCUUAGCAGCCAUGGAUGAGAUAGAGCCGUGGCACAGGAACUGCAUAGCCUACAGCAGCCCCUGGAGCGCCUGCUCCGCCAGCUGCGGCCUGGGGGUCUCCACCCGCAUCUCCAACGUCAAUGCCCGGUGCUGGCCUGAGCAGGAGAGUCGCCUCUGCAACCUGCGGCCGUGUGACGUGGACCUCUGGCCACACGUCAAGGAAGGGAAGAAGUGUCUGGCCGUGUACCAGCCAGAAGCGCCCGUGAACUUUACACUGGCCGGCUGCACCAGCACACGUUCGUACCGGCCCAAGUACUGUGGGGUCUGCACGGACAACAGGUGCUGCAUCCCCUACAAGUCCAAAACCAUCGACAUCUCCUUCCAGUGUCCCGACGGGCCUGGCUUCUCCCGCCAGGCCCUGUGGAUUAAUGCUUGCUUCUGCAACCUGAGCUGUCGGAAUCCCAACGAUAUUUUUGCCGACUUGGAUUCCUACCCUGACUUCUCAGAAAUUGCCAAUUAGGCAGGCACAAAACACGAGCUCGAGGCCUGGCCCCAUGCUUGUAAAGCAGGCAGCCUUCUGAGGCCCACACUGAGCCUUCUUCUGUCCACCUUAACCCUGAUCCGGACCCGUGGCCCCCUUUCCUGUCUCCGACCACCCAAAGCACCCAUCGUGGUGCCGUUCAAGCCCAGACAAUGGGUGCUCUCCUGGACAAUUCCACGCACACUCCAAGGAAAGUGCCUGUCUCCAGCCGUUCUGGUCAGUACCCGAGGCUGGUCCGGCCUGUCCAAGUCACUGGACAUCUGGCUGGAUCUUGCCCAAGUCUCAAGGAACAGAAUCAGCUAGGCAUUCAGUGUCACUAAUUCCUUCUUUAAAUACCAAAUCGUAAGACUCUCUGGGUCCAUUCAGAAGGAUAGAUGGGAUUUAGAGCUACUCCGAUCGACGGUUGUGACCACCGCACACCAAAGUAUCUCUCAUUCCAAAGAUUUGUGCCUCCCAAGGUCACCCAGCAUUUGCCAAGUGAGGUGAAUUGCUGUCUGGGUUUGGUUUUUUUAAUAAACAGUUGUAUCCAUUAUUCCGGGCAUUGUUGAGGUCAGGUUUCUCUUCACCCCUGCCCUGUGAGGGGUGUACGUUGGGUUCAUCCCAGUCAGAAAUGCAAGACGAUAAACUUCCUUCUUGUUCCUGGGAGAAGUCCCCAGUCAAUACUCCAGGGUCAGAGCAAGGUCCGCCAACUGUCAGAAGGAGCGAUUGACUCCAGCACUGAAUCUGCUGCUCGUGGACAGGGCAGGGCGCUGGGCAAUCGGCCGGGCUCCUCACUUCUGGAUCCUCUCCCUGCACGGGAGCUCGUGGGAGUUGGUGGAGUCCCCUGGGGUGAUGUCUCUGACCCCUGAGAAUGGUGCCCUGUGACAUUCCUGUGCUCUUAGGGAGCCUUGGGUCCAGCGUGAGUGUGGGUCAAACCAAGAAGUGGUUUCAGAAACAAGAAGUGGGUCCAGUCUGCAUCAGCCUAGGGUGGCAAGGGUCCCUGGGCCCAGGACAUGUCUCUUUCUGCCUCAGUGACCCAUUUCACAGACUGGGGGUCUACUGACCCGUAAAACCCGGUUCUGGUACAAAGACAGAGGUUAACCAGUUGUUUCAAAACAGAAGUAUAUUUAACAGGGAUGAAAAGCUGAAAGGGCUUGAAGCUGUUCAACAAAAGGAAGAGAAAGUUGCUAUUAAUGGAAAUGAGGCUAUUAUUUAUUUUAUUAGUAAAAUAUAAAUAUUUACUGCUAUAAUUCUUUUAUAUAGUACCUUCUAUGUGUCAGACAUUGUUCUCAGUGCUGUACGUAACCGUUAACACUAGCUCAUGGAAACUUCGAGGCCGUGUUGAAAAGUGCCCGUUACUAUUUCUGUUCUUACAUAUGUGAAACAGAAGCUCAGAAAGGGAAGGGAGCUUGACUGAAGUCACCCAGAUGGCCAGUGGAGGAGUCGGAAUGCAAAUCCAAGUUGAAGUGACUCUAUAACCCAUCUUUUCCCUCUACUUUUAGAGCUUCCAAAUGUGUCAGAGCAGGAAAACAUGUCAGGACAGGCGAUUCUCGCAUCAUUUUUGCUUCUUCUUGGUGUCUCUCUAGCUCUUUUCACAAGAGAAGAGAGUGUCUGACUUUCAGAUUAUUUACGUGCCUAAGCAUCAAACAGAAUCUGGGCUAAACCAAAAUCCAUGAAUCCCCUACAGAUCGUUCCCUCCUUCAGAUCUGAACCAGCUCUCAUAUGUGUUUGAAGAUGAUUUUGUUACCCAGUGCUGCAGACUGAGUGAUGGGGCGGUUAUUCAUGAGGGAAUUCUGGGUGGCGAAUUGUGGGUGGGAUUCCUAGACAGGGAAGAAGGGUUGAGAAUGUGCCCUCCUUAACGGUGACCUCCGGAAUGCCCGAUGCAAGGCAUACAGUGGUGCUCAAUGUGUAUUUGAUGAAUAAAGGAAAUUGUGUACAUGUUCCUACUUGUAUUCAGAAGAUCUCUUUCUUCCAAAGGUACAUGACAAUCCGAUUUUUAUCAGCCAAGUCUUAAAUGCCGUAGAAAGACAUUUACUAUUGAAAGAAGUGUACAUUUUUAUUGGGAAAAAAACAAAACAAAAGAAGAAUUCCUGUGUGAAGAGAAUUUAUCCCAUGAAUAAUCUCUUCUCUGAGUCUUCAUGGAACAUGUUGGAUUUUCGUAGAAAUCACCUGCCACCUACAAGCUACAAAGACUAGAUGAACGCUGACCCCAUUUGAAAUUCAGCAGACACCCAAGAGCUAGGUUCUUACUGAAUUUGCUUCCCAGUUUGGGAAAGUGAGCAUGGCUUCCAAGAUCCUAGGAAGCCUGCUUGGUGGAAUUGGGGGUUUUAUCCUGGGAAUGGGUGGGAUGGCGUGGCCGGAAUGCUCCGGUUUGAGAAAUGGAUCUGUCCUAUGCAGGCCCCAGACGGAACGUCUCAGCCCCGUGUUUUGAAGUCAUGGGGAAGGAGCUAUGGGCCCAGCCGUGGUGUGCCCUGAGUCAGUAAAAGUUACAAGUAAUAAUCAUAAUGAAAAGCUGUCCCUUUACUUAGAGUGCUUGCUUGGUACCAAGCGCUCUUAAGUUUUGAAUUAUAGUACUAAUCAUCACAGCGAUUUUGAGGAAGCAUCUCUUGCCUGUUUUAUAAAUGGAAAGUCUGGGACUCAAAGAGGCUGGGAAAUCUGCCUCCCAAAGUAGCGACCCAAAUCCCAGCUUAUUCCACUCUUCCUUGCUCUUGGGGAGGCCUCCGGGGAGAGCCUGAAUGAGCCCUAUCGGAGUGUCACGUUGGCGGGGGGCUAAAAUAGAGCAGGAAGCUUGCCACUCUAGUCCUCUGUGACCCCAUGUUCUGGGGGAAGGGAAAGGUAUGCUAAAGAUUUGUCAACUUUUGGUGAAGAAAUUCAUGUAGGUGCUUGGAGUGAACAUCUCGUGUGUGUGUAGGUGUGUAGGGGAAAGAGGAAACCUGAAUUUACUGAACCACCGAUGCUUGCUAAACCUUAUCAUUAGCAUCUGUUGAGCACUUACCAGGCCUUAUACUGGGUGCUUUACUGCAGUGUCUUAUUUAAUCCUCAGAGCAAACCUAUGAGAUAUGGCAUUAUUAUCAUUUACCAUUUUAGAAAUAAGAUAGCUGCGGCUAUUAGAGGUUAAGUUAUUUGCUCAAUGUCUUACCAGCUAAUGAAUUACAGACCAGGAUUGCACACCAAGGUUAGUCUGACGUCCGAAUCAAAAGGCACAAGACGUGCUUUACUGACAAUAGCUGCAAUUUUAACUUUGAAAGGGAUUCAGAGAGUGAUCAAAGAAGGUCGAUUCAAGUGAUAUGAUUGUCUAGACUCUCACUGACAUUGUAAGUACUGUGUAUACCUAGAGAUCGUGGGGAGGUAAUGUAGCCUGUGACUAUUAUACUGAAUCAGGUCACUGAUUUUUAAAGACUUACCUUGAUCCAAAGUAACUGCAAUGAUAACCCUGCACAGCUGGGAAUCAUGAAUGGUCAGAAUGGCCAGCUGUGUAUUUCUGCACAUACACAUACGUGUUGUAUGUAUGUGUAAAUAUAUAUAUAUGUGUGUGUGUGUGUGUGUGUGUGUGUCUGUUUUCAGACUAUGACUUAAUAUUUAAGUAUUCCUACUGCCAUUUUGGUGACUACAAAAUACAUAUGAAGAAAUGUCUUGGAAUUUCCCAAUAGAGGAAAAGUAGCACUUGGGCAAUCUGUCAUGUUUUACAACAGUCCUCAUUUUUCUCAUGAUUUGUGUAGCAUGGAACGUGUUUAUUUAAUGUGAAGGGUUUUCAUUGCUCAAAUUCCCUGUUUAUAGCUUUUCCCCUUAAAGCAAUAUAUCAUCAGCAAAGUGACUUACUGGAUUGGGUGAAUUUUCUUGUAUAUUCAGUUAUUAUGAGGCAAUGAUGGAACAUUGAACACGUUCAAUAAAUGUGCAGAUGGUGGAAAUUAGGUCCCAGAUAUUUUAUACAUGACAAUAAAAAUAGCUAAAAGUUUGGAAAUGCACUGAGAAAUAUGAAUUCUGGCAUGUAGAAAACACCAGGGGUACAAAUGUGUCCAGGCCAAAAGACAUCUCAUGUAAAUAUAAAAUGAACAUUUGGCAUUCAUUCACUUACUCAUUUAUUCCAUGCCUUUUUAUAUCCCCAACUGCCCUGUGGGUACCUGGAGGUCAGAGAC